UACGCGGAGAGAGGCUCAUGAUAUUUUCUGGAGAAUUCCAUCCAUUCCGCCUGCCAGUGCCAGGUCUUUGGCUCGACGUGUUCCAAAAGAUAAAGAGCAUGGGCUUCACCGGCGUCUCAUUCUACGUGGACUGGAGCCUCCUUGAAGGAAACCCGGGGCAUGUCAUCACCGAUGGUAUAUGGAGUUUGGAUGAAUUCUUCAACGCGGCAAGCCAAACUGGAUUAUAUCUCAUCGCUCGGCCGGGUCCGUACAUCAAUGCAGAAACAACUGCUGGUGGGAUACCUGGGUGGGUUCUACGAAAACAAGCGAUUGUCCGGUCUGACGACCCCGAAUACUUGAAUGCGACUGCAAAUUAUGUGUCCGCAUUGGGUCGAAUGAUUGAAAGAGCGCAGAUCACACAUGGUGGCCCAGUGAUCAUGGUUCAGCCAGAGAACGAAUACUCCACGUGGCCGGGAGUGACUGAUUUCCCCAAUGAAAUGAAUCGGAAUUAUAUGGCACAUGUUGAAGAACAGCUACUUAGUGAAGGUAUUACGGUUCCUUCAAUCGUGAAUGAUAACUUGGUUAUGGGGUACUUCGCACCGGGCUCAGGGCAAGGCCAAGUCGAUAUUUACGCUAUCGAUGCAUACCCCAUGCGCUAUGAUUGUGCGAAUCCUACUGUUUGGCCUACAUACAGAUUUCCAUAUGAUUGGCAAGUCACGCACCAACAGCAGAGUCCAACGACACCCUUUGCUAUUGCCGAGUUUCAAGGGGGUUCUGGCGAGGGGUGGGGAGGCGUGGCUCAGGAGAUGUGCGGCCAGUUAGUGAACGAAGAGGCCGCCAGAGUUGUGUACAAGAAUAACUACAGUUUUGGCGUAAAGAUCUUCAACAUUUACAUGACUUUUGGCGGCACCAACUGGGGUAACCUGGGUUACAUGGGCGGGCACACAUCAUACGACUAUGGCUCAGCUAUCACGGAAGAAAGGGCCAUCUGGCGUGAGAAAUAUAGUGAGCAGAAACUGGAAGCUAACUUCCUCAAAGUCUCCCCUGCUUAUCUGACCGCAACUCCUCAUCUUGGAGUAAAUGGUACUUACGGCGCACCGUCCUCGAUAGCUGUUACUCCUCUUCUUGGGAACGGGACGCGCACAAAUUUCUAUGUUGUCAGACAUGCCGACUUCACUUCAGCCGACAACACCCAGUACACCCUGGCAUUGUUGACAAGCAUUGGAGACAUCGAAAUUCCUCAGCUGGGAGGUCACCUCACGCUGAGCGGACGAGAUUCCAAAUUCCACGUCACAGAUUACGAUGUCGGCGGCAUCAACCUGAUCUACUCCUCCGCGGAGAUAUUCACAUGGGCGCGUGGGCCAGGGCCAACACGUGUAUUAAUUCUCUACGGAGGGGCCGGAGAAACACAUGAGUUUGCUCUGCCUAGUCAUCUUGGAAAACCAAUUGUCCUCGAAGGAGAGGGCAUCAAAAUACAACAACACGGAUCCACUUGGGUUGUGCAGUGGCAUGUUACACCAGCCCGACGAAUCGUCCAGGUAGUAGAUCUCGAGGUAUACCUGCUCUGGCGGAACGAGGCAUACAACUACUGGGUGAUGGAGUUGCCGAUAUCAAGUCCGAUUGGAAACUACUCAUCGCCAUCGAAAAGCCUAGUAGUUGUCAAAGCCGGAUAUCUUAUCCGCACCGCUGAUCUGAUAAACAAGCAACUUCGACUGACAGGUGAUGUCAAUGCCACAACAGAGAUCGAGGUCAUAUCUACUCCACUGACAACCCUGAAAGGCAUUACCUUCAAUGGAGAAGUCUUACACAUUUCGAAAACACCCAAUGGGAACCUCUGGGGAACUGUCAGAUACAACCCUCCCAAGUUGGACAUUCCCGAUUUGUCCAACCUGAAAUGGAAGUUUAUUGAUUCUCUCCCUGAGAUUCAGGCCUCGUACGACGACUCAGCUUGGACACCCUGCAUACGAAGAUCGACACACAAUCCACGGCACCUGGAUACCCCAAUUAGUUUGUACUCCAUGGACUACGGAUAUCACACAGGGUCAUUGUUAUACCGUGGUCAUUUCAAUGCCAAUGGCCAAGAAUCCAAUGUUUGGUUGAAUGUAUCUGGCGGCGUAGGAUUUGGACAUUCCGUGUGGUUGAAUAACACAUUCCUUGGCUCAUGGGUGGGGUCGAGUGCCAAUACCUCGGUAGUCCACAACAUGUCGCUGCCCGUCCUGUCGCAGGGAAGCCUGUAUUUGAUCUUGGUUCUGAUUGAUCACAUGGGCCAGGAUGAGGAGGCUCCUGGUACUGAUGCGAUCAAGUUCCCAAGAGGAAUUUUGAACUAUGGCAUUUCCGGUCACGCGCAAUCCGACGUUGUAUGGAAGUUGACGGGUAACCUUGGAGGAGAGCAGUAUCAGGAUCUCGCCCGCGGCCCUCUCAAUGAGGGAGGUAUGUAUGCCGAGCGACAAGGAUACCAUUACCCUAAUCCACCCAGCUCGACAUGGGACUUGUCAAACCCAGUCGUAGAUGGUUUAUCGAACGCAGGCGUCGGAUUCUUCGCUACAUCCUUCCGCCUGGGCAUCCCCAGUGGAUGGGACGUCCCAAUGAGUGUGGUGUUUAACAACACAAUCCAGAAUAAUACCAAGGAUAAUAUUCGAGGCAACAAUUAUAGGUGUCAGCUAUUUAUCAACGGAUAUCAAUUUGGAAAAUACAUCAACAAUCUCGGCCCCCAAACAGCUUUCCCAAUUCCAGAGGGUAUUCUUAACCACGUGGGUGAUAAUCAUAUAGCCUUGACGGUGUGGGCACAGGAUAAAGAGGGCGCAACACUGGGAAAGUUGGAAUUAGUUCCUACAUCGGUCAUUAGAUCCGGCUAUAACAGACCACAGGCUGCUCCACAGCCUCUCUGGACGAAGCGAGCACAGUCAUACUAG
Penicillium hordei is the source of this 2891-nucleotide messenger RNA. Its product is annotated as glycoside hydrolase family 35 protein. Gene Ontology annotation, biological process: carbohydrate metabolic process. The transcript has 5 exons. Lineage: Eukaryota; Fungi; Ascomycota; Eurotiomycetes; Eurotiales; Aspergillaceae. Gene Ontology annotation, cellular component: vacuole. The record is from RefSeq and is a predicted model, not a curated record. The coding region runs from base 18 to 2891 and encodes 957 amino acids. Gene Ontology annotation, molecular function: beta-galactosidase activity.